AUGUCUACAACUGGUGAUUUCAUCGAAUUAGUCAAAAGGACGGGUAAUAGAGCUGUCAAGGUCAAUGCUCCUCAUGGCUUAGAUAUCCACUUAACAGAAUCAGGGUCAGAUUGGUUAUGGUCCGUUUAUUCUGUAUACGGUGUAUUGGCUAUUAUGUAUGCCUGUUUCUUCUUCUAUCAAGAGUUUAAGAAUGGUAGACAGUUAACCAAAUUUGCCCUAGCUGGUCCAUUUUUAAUCUCUUUAUUUGAAUUUUUCCAAUACUACACAUAUGCUUCCAAUUUAGGUUGGACUGAUAUUCAAGCUGAGUUUAGAAGCGAAGACGUGUCACACUCCGUUACUAAUGAAUAUCCAAACGUAAGGCAAAUCUUCUAUGCUAAGUAUGUUGCAUGGUUCUUAUGCUGGCCUAUCCAAUUGUUUAUGUUCGAGUUAGCAGGUUCCACUAUUAAUCAUACCGGCGAAUUUUUCUCCACUUGGGAGAUGAUUCAUUCUUUAUUAGUACAAAUUAUUGGGUUUGAAUAUUGGGUCAUCUCUUUGUUAGUCGGUUCUUUGAUUCACUCUACUUACAAAUGGGGGUACUGGGUCAUGGGUAUCUUUGUCUUAUUCGUUGUUUUAGGUAUUCAAUUUAAGAGACAAAUAUUCGAUUUAAAGAUCAGGGGUGUUUCAUUGGCUAUGUAUUGUACUGCUAUCAUUGUUAUUUUAUUAUACUUUGUUUGUUGGGGUUUGUCUGAAGGUGGUAAUGCUAUCUCUCCAGAUGGUGAAGCUGUCUUUUACGGUAUUCUAGAUUACUGUAUCUUUGCCAUUUGGACUGGUUACUUGUGUUUCAUCAUCUGUAAAUAUGGUGAAUGGCCAGAAGUCGCUCAACAGCCUCAUCAACAACAACAAAAACAACCAAACGAAGAUAUAUUACCAGUUAAGGUUUUACAAGCUGAAUCUCCAAGAGCUUCUGGUGAAACUGCUUAUGAGGAUCAAGAUACACAUGUUGAAGAUGAUGAGGAAGAAACCAGACAACAAACAAAUCAAUCUUUUGUAGAAGAGGCUUCGCAAAGAGUUUAA
This is a messenger RNA of Henningerozyma blattae CBS 6284, 1053 nucleotides long. Its product is annotated as opsin family protein. The transcript has a single exon. Gene Ontology annotation, cellular component: endoplasmic reticulum; plasma membrane. Lineage: Eukaryota; Fungi; Ascomycota; Saccharomycetes; Saccharomycetales; Saccharomycetaceae. The record is from RefSeq and is a predicted model, not a curated record. Bases 1 to 1053 code for a protein of 350 amino acids.